AUGGGCCCCCUGCGGCAGGACCACCGGGAAGAGGGCGUCUGCCCCAUCUGCCAGGAGUGCCUGAAGGAGGCAGUGCGCACCGACUGCGGCCACCUCUUCUGCCGGGCCUGCCUGGCCCAGCACCUGGAGAAGGCCUCGGCCUCCGGAGUCCGCAGCUGCCCCCUCUGCCGGAAGCCCUGUUCCGAGGGGGUGCUGGGGGCCGGCUAUACCUGCGAUAGCCACCAGAAGAAGGUGUGCUGGUUCUGUGAGGAGAGCAGAAGUCUUCUGUGCAUGGAAUGCCUGGUGACCCCUGAACACAAGUCUCACAAUGAACUGACCAUUGAAAAUGCCAUCAGCCACUACAAGGAACGACUCAACCGCAGGGUCAGGAAGCUCAGAAAGGACAUCUGUGAACUCCAGAGGCUCAAAACUCAGGAGGAGGAGAGACUGCAGGAGAUGAAGGCAGAUCGUGGGACCCACAGGCUGGAGGCUGAGCUGGAGCAGCAACCCCAAACCAGAAGAGAGCCGGAUGCCUCCGCUCAGCGGCAGCCAGACCAGCAGGGGGAUGUGUCAGCAGAGCUGUCCAGAAUCCCUGGCAUCUCCGAGGCAUUACGUCAGCUCAGCAGCCUGGUCACUAAUCUGGAGGGGAUGUCCAAAAAACUGGACACCAGCCUGCUGAAGGAUGCCAGUGACCUACUGAACAGGAGUGCUCCAGAAUUAGAGGCUAUUUAUCCCAACUUAGACAAAAGAAUGAAUGAGUCACUUGUCCAGCCAUCUUCAGCAGCUCUGACCUGUUCAUUCCCGGGCCAUCUCAUCUCAGACUCACCUCACCCUCCUGGCUCUCCUUCCCCCAACCUGUGCAGCCUCCCAUGAGGUCUGCCUGGUGGCCCCUCAGACCUGCCAUCUCCUGAACAUGACCUCCAUUCCUCAUCGCCAGAACUGUGA
Molecule: messenger RNA, 924 nt
Organism: Budorcas taxicolor (takin)
Lineage: Eukaryota; Metazoa; Chordata; Mammalia; Artiodactyla; Bovidae
Gene: TRIM40
Product: tripartite motif containing 40
Molecular function (GO): zinc ion binding
Source: RefSeq, a predicted model, not a curated record